UGGACUUUUAUGGUGGGUUCUAACUGCACUUGUUGAAAGAGAGUUACUAAGUCACUGGAAAUAAUUAUCAAUUUUAUUUCGCUAAAAAUUUGGAGAUAGGUUUUCGACAUCGAAAUUGAAAAUCUGUCCAUUUGUUUCUAUUCCAUAAUUCUACGAAGGUGAACAUGAAGAAACACCUUCAAGUUUUUCUAUAUUGAUAACCAAACAGAACAGUUGACAAAAAAUUGUGAUGAACGCUUUCAUGAUUACAUGUUCCUCCCCGGGAUUCGCCAUAUGUGCUCACUCUCAUCCAACUCAGCCGUUCGGACAAAAUUCUGGUGGAUUUCAUUAGGGACUACUAUGAAGCCAGCAAUAUUCAUCAAAUUGUCAUAUUCGCUUGUUGGGAUUACGCAGUGGAGGUUUCACGGAACAUCAUGGGCCUUGAUACAGUCGUUACCUAUCAAUCUACAACAGAUGACAUCAAUUUAACAGAUAUACUACGUGUCAAUUAUUAUCAUUUGGGAAUUGUUUUGGAUUUCGAUUGUCCCUUCAGUGAACGUAUUAUCGACAAGUUUUCCGACCACCUUCCGUUCAAUGAGUCCUAUCACUGGCUCAUAUUAUCAAACUUAUCACCAAUACCCAAGGAUUAUCUGGAGAGUCUGGCACUAACAAUUGCAUCAGAACUGACAUCAGCAAUUCGGAAGGGAAAUCAGUUCCAACUUUAUGACAUUUACAAUCCAAGUUAUCGUCAUGGAGGGUCUGUCAACGUCGUCGACAAGGGCCAGUGGACUCCCAAUGACGGGCUCCAGAACAAAUUGAGUGAAUACAAAUACAUACGUCGAGCUGAUCUACAACAAUUGUGCCUUAAUUUUUCUGUUGUGCUGUACUAUCCACCUUUACCAGACCUCAUGACCUACUUGUCGACAUAUAUGCAUAUAAAAAUGGAUACUAUGACUCGAGCCCACUACCCUGUGGCAAUGUACCUUCAAGAUAUGUAUAACUUCAGUAUAAAAAUCCAUCAAGCAACAACUUGGGGCUAUCUGGUCAACGGAUCUUUCAAUGGACUCAUUGGAGACAUAAUAUCAGGUUUCAUUGACAUGAGUCUUACUCCCUUCGAGUUUCAUGGCAUACGAAUGGAUUUCGUAGAAUAUGCUGUAGAAACUUGGUACGCUGAUGUAUCGUUCACAUUUCUUCAUCCAAAGACAUCAGCCCUGCGUAAUAAUUUUUUAAAACCCUUCGCUAAUGAUUUGUGGUGGAUGAUUUUAUUGGUAGCCGCUAUUUAUUGGGCAUUGUUAUUGCUUUCUUUGAUAUUAGAACAGCAUUACGAAGCUACAACCCAGGACACUGAGAUGAAUGUUAUUGACACUGGUCUUACCACUGUGGCAGCAUUAUCACAACAAGGAUUGAGUGAGAGCCCAAUGUUUUUUUCUGGACGAAUCACAUUUCUCUCAUUAUUUUUCUGGGCUCUCCUUCUCUAUCAAUUUUAUUCAGCUAGUAUCGUCAGCUCCUUGAUGACUGCUCCUCCUCGGUGGAUCAAGACCAUCAAGGAUAUCAGUGACAGUGAGUUGGAAGUGGCUUCGCAUUUUGUCCAAUACUACCACAAUUUAUUCAAGACGUCGACUGAUCCUGACGUGAUUGAAUUAUACAAUCGAAAAAUUAAAUCACGGCCAAAUCGAUUUCUAUCGGUAGAGGAAGGUUUCCGGAAAGUACAAGGGGGCGGAUACGCAUAUCUUACAGAAACCACUGCUACUUACCCACUAUUGUCGAGUACAUUCUCUGAGGAUCAGAUAUGUGCAGUCGAAGAAAUACGUCUCAGGAAACCUCGGAGCAUCUCGUUGAUCAUGCCUAAAAAUUCCCCGUUCAAAAAGAUUAUGAAUUAUGGACUAAGGAAAAUUGUACAAAGUGGAAUAAUGCAUCGUUUGCAAAAAAUAUGGCGGGGGGCUCGACCUCGUUGCCCUGAAAACUAUAAUGAUAGACCCACUCCCAUGGGCAUGACGGAAUUCAGCCCUGCAAUAUUUCUCCUAUGUAUUGGUCUUAUAAUCGCUAUGGCAAUACUCGUGAUGGAAAAUUUGUACUUCUACUUUGAAAAUCGACAUCGUUCAUUGUCAAUCGAUGCAGAAUAAUUACCAGUGAAAGUGAAAUGAUUACCAGAAAUGUGGAAGUCUGACUCAUAGUUAAUAUUCUAAAUUAGUCUGUAGUAUAGUUUUCAAAAUAUAGUUUGAGAAUUAUUCCAGUAGUGAUACGUCCAUUGUGUUUUGAAUACUAGUCUCGAAUAAAUUGCAGAGCAUUUGCAUGA
This is a messenger RNA of Diachasmimorpha longicaudata, 2275 nucleotides long. Its product is annotated as ionotropic receptor 75a-like. Gene Ontology annotation, molecular function: ligand-gated monoatomic ion channel activity. Lineage: Eukaryota; Metazoa; Arthropoda; Insecta; Hymenoptera; Braconidae. The transcript has 10 exons. Bases 414 to 2102 code for a protein of 562 amino acids. Gene Ontology annotation, cellular component: membrane. The record is from RefSeq and is a predicted model, not a curated record.